AAUGGGCUACAUAUAUAAUGUGAUGGAGAGGGCGAAAAAUAAGAUCAUGGACCAUUUUAACUAUAGAGACCUUGAUUACAGGCCAAUUUUAAAUAUUAUAGAUAGAAGACGGGGCAGCCAAAUGUCAUCCCCAUUGUAUUCGGUUGCUUACAUCCUUAACCCAGCCUGUUUAUUCACUUCUGCUGAUCCAACAGAAGCACUAACUAUGCAUAUGGUUGGAUUUAUUGAUGUCUUGGAAAGAAUGAUUCCAAAUAGAGGAGAACAGGACAAGAUCUCAACUUUGCUGGAUUUCUACACAAAAAGUGAAGGGAUAUUCUCAAGGGAUAUCGUAAUAAGACAUCGGACAAUGAAAUUACCCACUGACUGGUGGGCUGCCUAUGGAGUGGACUCGAAUAGGAAGGAUCCAGCUCUAAAGAAGCUGGCUAUAAAGAUUCUUAGACUCACGUGUUCUGUCAGUGGUUGCGAGCGCAAUUGAAGCACGUUUGAGGUAGUAAGUUUAGACUGUUUAGUAAUUGUUUUGUUUUUUUGUAAACUUUAAUUUUUUAGUGGCCCAAGCUAAAUUAAUUAGUUAAACAGCCAAUGCCAAAUGCACUUUCUUUCUUGCAGAUUCAUACCAAGAAAAGGAAUCACCUUGAGCAAAAAAAGCUCAACGACUUAGUUUUCGUUCAAUACAAUCAAAAAUUUUGAGAACGAUUCCAAAGUAGGAAAGAAAAGCCCGACUUCUUUGACCCUAUCUGCUUAGAUGAGUUAGAUGCAGAUAACGAGUGGCUCAUAGAGAUGGAGGACCCAGUAUUUGCUGGAGAGGAUCUGACAUGGGCACAAG
Molecule: messenger RNA, 823 nt
Organism: Magnolia sinica
Lineage: Eukaryota; Viridiplantae; Streptophyta; Magnoliopsida; Magnoliales; Magnoliaceae
Exons: 2
Coding region: 2-475 (157 amino acids)
Source: RefSeq, a predicted model, not a curated record